Messenger RNA from Patiria miniata (bat star), 6802 nucleotides. Its product is annotated as fragile X mental retardation syndrome-related protein 1-like. The coding region runs from base 43 to 2295 and encodes 750 amino acids. Gene Ontology annotation, molecular function: protein homodimerization activity; mRNA 3'-UTR binding; translation regulator activity. The transcript has 14 exons. Lineage: Eukaryota; Metazoa; Echinodermata; Asteroidea; Valvatida; Asterinidae. The record is from RefSeq and is a predicted model, not a curated record. Gene Ontology annotation, cellular component: postsynaptic density; neuronal cell body; membrane. Gene Ontology annotation, biological process: central nervous system development; regulation of dendrite morphogenesis; regulation of modification of synaptic structure.
GACACAUUUUACCCACAAUGCCCUUCGAAACUUCAGUCCAAAAUGGAGGAACUCUCAGUGGAAGUACUGGACGCGAACGGUGCACAUUUCAAGGCAUUUAUCAAGAACAUUCACGACAAUGAGGUCACAGUAGCUUUUGAAAACAAUUGGUCCCCCGAGAGGCGCGUUCCCUUUGCGGACGUUCGUCUUCCCCCUCCCCCGUCUACCGAUGAUGUAAACGACUUGAAGGCCGGAGAUGAAGUCGAGGUUUAUUCUCGAGCCUACGAAGGCGAGCCCGGAGGAUGGUGGCAUGCCAAGAUACAGAUGAUCAAAGGGGAGUUCUACGUCUUAGAGUACAUCGGAUAUGAUGCUACUUACAAUGAAAUCGUCCAGCUGGAUAGACUGCGCUAUCCAAACAAACAGCCAAGCUUGAGUGCAGACACCUUUCACAAGGUGGCCAUCUCAGUACCAGCAGACAUCAGAGAAUAUGCCAAGGACCCGAAGCAUCACCAAGACUUUCUCAAGUCCACUGGGGCGAUAGCCAUCGUCUACGAUGAGGACAUCGAAUCGCUGCUCGUCUUCGGCACGUCAGCGUCCCUGAUGCGGCGGGCUGAGCUCCUCAGCGAUAUGCACUUCCGCAGCAUCCGUGAGAAGAUGCUGAUGAUGGGCCGGGCUGAGGAGGCCGCCCAGCAGCUGGAAUCCACCCGCAACCAGCUGGAAGGCUGUCUGGAGGAGUUCAGCGUCAGUGAGGACCUGAUGGGAUUGGCCAUCGGGGCCCACGGGGCCAACAUCCAGGCCGCCCGACGGAUCGUAGGGGUCCGACGCAUCGAUCUGGACGAGGAUACCUGUACCUUUAGGAUAUACGGAGAGCUGGAUGCUAUACGGCAAGCCCGCAGUAUGUUAGAAUUUGGGGAGGAAGUUUGCGAGGUGCCCAGGAGUGUUAUAGGCAAGGUCAUCGGCAAAAAUGGGCGGGUCAUCCAGGAGAUAGUGGACAAGUCCGGCGUGGUCCGGGUGAAGAUCAAGGGGGACAACGAGCGGGAAACCGCCACGGACAACAACCUGGUACCGUUCAUGUUUGUGGGUACGAAAGAGAACAUCGUCAACGCCCGCGUAUUCCUGGAGUAUCAUCUGGCUCACUUGAAGGACAUGGAAGAGUUGCGCAUUCAACGCCUUCAGAUUGACCAGCAGCUGCGUAACUUCAGCGGGGGCUAUGUCCCCGGCGCUUACUUCCCCCCGCCUAGGGACCGCAACGAUAGGGGCUAUGGCUCGGACUUAUCGGAGGACAGUGGGGGUGGGCGGGGCCGCAGGGGGCGUGGCCGGGGUAGAGGAGGAGCCAGAGGGGGCAGUAGGGGUGGGCCAAGAGGGGGCCUGAACAGUUCAGGGCGGGGUCGCAGCCCCUCAGAUCAGGACAUGGCGUCGGGCGAGGACGGGGCGCGGUCCAGCGACUGGGCGGAGCAGGUCCUGCAGGAUGACAAGGACCGUCGGCGGGAGGGCGGGACCUACACUUCAAGAAGUGGAGCCUCAAGAGGCGGAUCCUCAAGGGGGGGAUCCUCAAGGGGCGGGGCCUCGAGGGGUGGGUAUCCACCCAGAGGCGGGGCCUCCAACAGAGGGCGGGGCAGGUCAACACAGGGUCGCGGCCGAGGCAGAGGGGGCUACGAUGGGCCUCGCAAUGGUACACCCCCCUCGGAGACGGAUGAGGAUAGUUACCGUGACAACCGUCGCCGUCGGAACGACGAGGAAGAGACACUCUUGGAAGACACGACGGUUGACGAUGACACCAAUAACACAGAGAAGGAAGAUGAUGGGAGAAGAAACAAGCGUCGGCCCCGUAGACGCAAGAACAGAGGCCGGGGAGGCAGUGAAAACGGCGACGGUUUCCACGAGAGCUACGCCGACGAUACCGACAAUAGCAAAGCCAGCUCUCCGAUGCCCAGAAGGCGUUUUGGGGGCAGCCAGCGGGGCGCCAGCAACGCACAGGGUAGGGGCACCGGCGGAGCGGGCGACGCGUCCGAACGACGCGAAGGCGCGUCCGAGCGACGCGAAGUCAACGGCGAUAGUAGCGGUAAACCGGCAAAUGCUAGCAACAGCUCGACAACGAGGGCGCCGUCAUCAAACGGACCCAAGGAGCAGCGGGACGCGAGGGGGCCGAGAAAUCGUCGGCCCCCGCCGGGGAACCAGACCCGGCCGACGGCGAAAUCCGGCAGCGACGAUGCAACUCAAAGUAAAGGCGCGGCCGCCACCAAGUCUGCCCCUCCUCCCCCUCCUCCUCCUGCUGAAAGUAAGGAGUCCCCCCAGCUGGUCAAUGGUAGGGCCUGAACUUUCACCUUUGUGUGGCGCGAUGAUGCACUCAAAGGUUCACUGGCCGAUACCACUAUCACAAAACCGGGGGAGAUAUGCCAUGUAACUUAAAAUGAGAGGGUGUGUUAAAUAAUUAGUGUGUGUGUUCAAAACUUUCGAUAAAGAAAGACUAAAGAAAAAAAUAACCUGCCUUAUCGUACUGGCCAAAGUAAUUUAAAUGUUCUUUGGGGCAAGCAUGAACAAAAUAUGCUGUAAUCCUUUAAAGUUUCACUUGUUUCAAGUACAAAAAUUUAAAGGCUUUAAAAAAUUAAAUUGAAAUCUAGGAUUUAAAAUAGUUGACAAUUAAACUCUUAUCCCUAGCAUGCUGAAUUCCCUUUUUUUUACCACUUUCAAAAAAAAAAGAUAUAAAUUACAAAAAAAAACACCGCUGUAGCCCUCUCUUUCACCAAAGAAAUGUAAAGUUUUAGUUCAAUUAUUUAAAUGUGAAACAUUCACAUAGAGUCCUGUAGCUAGCGCCUUUUCUGUUUGCUUAGCUAAUAAGACAGUGCAAUACCUCGAUAGUAUGGUGAAGUGUCUUACGUUAAUAUUUCCCCCUUUAUUUGGCCAGGGGUUGCAUUAUUUAGGAUUACGCAUCUUGGAAAAUGAUUUCAAAAAGCUGUGAUAAAUUUAGUGAUCUUAAUACUUAAAAAAUGUCAGACUUUUAUUGCUCAAACUGUACACCAGUUUCACGAACGUUAGUGUUGCCUGUCGACAGAGGGCGCUGUUUGUUGUCAACAGAGGGCGCUUUAAAACACCUGAUCUCCAAAUCCUUAGAGUGCUCUCAUGUAAAAAAAAAAAUGUGAGAAACGGUGGGUAAAAAGAAAACAAAUAGCCCUCUGUAGUUUUGCAGUUUGAAACACUGAAGGCUUUGCUUGUAUUAAGCUUGUAAAAAAUGCAUUUAUAAAGCACUUUGCACUACGAGACUUUUUCAGUAUGAAGUCAGAAAUGAGACAAUUGGGGGAAAAACUGUAAAAAUUAAUAGAAAAUUGAAAAUAACUUCACAAAUUCUUUGUAUCACUCGGCAACUUUAUUUUUCUGUUGAUACAGACUUUUUUUUUUAAUUGUUAAAAAAUUCACGUUUGUCUUUUCGAUAAAAUAACCAAUGUAUAAAAUAGACAACUGUAUCUCUCAAUGUAAUAAAGUACAGAAAGGAAUGUUUCUUGUAACUGCUACAAGUGUGGAAUGCACUUAAGAUAAUAAAAAAAAUACAAAAGAACAACAAAAAAAUUGGGAAAAAAAGCAUAAUGAACCAUUGUUAUAACAAUAACUAGCUAUGAAAAAAAGACAACGAAAAACGGAGCCUGUGAUGACUGCAAUAUAUUUCUCAUCUCAGUUUUCCGUACCAUCAUUCAUAAUCAGUACUUUGUUUAUUUUUAUUGUAAUUGACAAUACUUUAAGUUGUUCAAAAACUCAGUACAGCCCCACAAAAAAAAUGGAAAAAAAAUACACUUCACUUUCUUCAGUACCAACAAAAUUGAAAUGCAUUUGAAAAAAAAAAAAAUGCAAGCUUGAUUUUUCCCUUAAUUUUCCGUAGGAAAUCUUGAUAUUUUGAACUCAUCGUCGUACAGUUUUUUUCCACUUGUUCUUUGUAAGUGUCUUAAAAUGAGUAUUUAUCCGAGUAUGAAAAAAAAAAAAGACUUGCAAUUUAAACAAAUACCGUGUGUGUACAGUUGUAUAUAGUCUGCUACUGGGGUUCCUAUCCAGUGCAUGUACCUUAAAAAGAUUUAACUAUGCAAGCAUUUUCAUCGUUCCUUUUCCCUGUCGAGUUUGAAAAAAAAAUAGAAAUCGUAGUUUAAAAGAAAUCAAAGUUAGCCUUUUUCUUGGUCCAGUACUGGAUAUGGUAGUUUUUUUAGCAUUCGAGGGUAGCGUACAGAGCAGAUAAGUGAGUAAAAAUGCAUCGUAAACUUAGACGUGCGUAGAUGAGGCACAGUUCUUAUUGGGGGCGGGGCUAUCCAUGCAAAUGAGUUACUGGUCUGGCCCUGCCCCUUUUUUUCGUUUAGUAGUGGCCAGGGGGAAAAAACUGAAAAUAUCUCUAAUUUUCAAAAAAGUAUUGAGAUUUAGGAUCUUGAUCUGCUAUUAGCCCAAUUUUUUUUGGCGAGAUUUUUGCCUUUUUCAGUACUGUAGAUCCAAGUCUCUAGUACUCAUCGUGGGACCCGAAGUUCCUAUUUUUACAGAUAAGAAUUGGUCGUUGGUUUUAGCGAACGGUGUGAAAAUAUUUUUGAGUAGUCUGGAAGCCUCCUGGCAGAAUGCCAAGGAGUUACGGUUAAUAGCUUGCAUUCCCCCUCCCCCUACCCCCACCUCUCUCACCCCACCUACCUGCCCCCACCCCACCCCCCACCCCAUACAAGGUCACAAACUGUGCCAAAACAAUCAAUAUCUGGGGAAACUAAUUGUGUGAGAUACCCCCCCCCCCCCCAAAUUUGACAACAGUUUGUGUUUCUUGGUCAAGGACGACCUGUGAUGAUAUUUGUAAAAGUUGUCUGGGGAGAAUAAUUUAAAAAGUACUAUUCCCAUAGUGUUAACAACUAGUUUACGUGUAUACAUUUCAUCAACAUGGUUACCCCAUUCACAGACAUAUAGACGGGAGAGUUUUAAAAGAGGUUCAUAUAUUCAUAUCUACAGGUGUGACGUAACUGUAGUAACAAUUUCGUCCUCUAGACUGAUUUUGUGUGAUCUGCUCACACGCUGUGGUUUCAUUUUGUGGGAGGAAGAAAAAAGUCCUAAUUUUCGUGGUACUCAAAAAUACAUCCAGCAGCCAUUUAUCAAGGUUUUUGUCUUCUUUUUUAUUUUUAAAUCAGUACUUUCACAGAAAAACAAGUGUCUUUUAGUACAAGUAAAUGGCAAGGAUGUUUUGGAAUUUCCCAUCUGAAAUGAUUAGGUUUCAUGUGCUGGGAAUGUAUUGGACACAUUUUUCUUUUGUUUAAAAAAAGUACUUGUAAUGAGCUGCAGAUUUAUAUACACGUUUGGCUUAGCACACUGUAAAAAAAAAAACACUAACAAAAAUUAUUAAAUGAACUCUCGACAAAAAAGAAAAAUCCAAGGAUUUUUGUGUGUGGUAUCAGUGCGUUGUAAAGAAGUGAUAUGUCUUUGUAUUCAACUUGUUUUUGUUUCUGUUCGGUUUUGACGAUUUUUUUUUUUAGUUUGUGCAGAAGUUUAAUUAAUUGUGUUUGUACAGGUUCCAAAGUUAGGGUAGUACUUGGAUUAUUUAUAUUAAAACAAAGAAGAAUAUUGCUUCAUUGUUUUGAAGGAAACCUCUUAAUUAGUUGUAGGCAGCAAAUACUUGGAUCCAGAACGAAAAAAUACAUGUACUGUACGUUAUUUUGAGGUUUUGCGUAAGUGUUGACAAAAGAUUUACUUUCGUUUUCUAUUUGUAAGCAUAAUUUCUAAGAAACUUGUAAACCUUAAUUUUUUUCCAGUUCAUUUUUGGUUUUGCAUCUGUAAAAUACCUGAACUUAAUACUGUAAAUACCGAAACAUUGUAGCACAAGUUAAGUACAAUUUAGGGGUUAUUUUGUUCAAAAGGUUGCAUAUUUGGUAGACUUAAUUCUUAAGCCGAAGUCAACAUUUUGCAUGCCAAAUGUACAAUGUAUUCAGCAUCUUGUAAAUACAAAACAGAAAAAAAAAAGAACAGUUAAAAAAAAAAGCAAUAUUUCGUUGUCGGUCACAGAGGUGGUUGUUGCCAUUGUUAAAGACAAUUUCAGUUUUGUUUAUGUUUUUUGUUUGAUUGAUAUAAUUCAAUGUUACAAUUUUACUAAAUUUUCUGACUUCCUCUUUCCAGCUGUAGUUAAUAAUGUACCAAUUUAAAAUGAGGAAUUAGUCCGGCUGCUUGAGAACUUGCUUGUGUCUACAAAUUGGACGGAUGAUUUUUGUUGUGUCAAGGAUGAUUUUCAUAUUUUUGAUUUUUCUGUAAAACUGUACUCUUGGUAAAACCUGUACUAUUCGUAUGCAGAACUCUGUCCAGUUUCUUCCCAUUUCUAAAGCCUGGGUUCAUUGCAGCUUUGGCUACGGACACGAGUUUCACGUUUUGUGACCCCAUUUUAGAGAUUUCGCGUAAUUUAAAGGGAAAAAAGUAUAAGCUGAAUUGUUGCGGUCGUUUAUGCCGACUCCCCUAUUGUUUGCUGCAUAUCAAGUUUUUACAUUUUUUUUCCCAGAUCGUAAAAUUUGUCUAACAAGUACAAGAAACAAGAUUGAUUGUAUUUGAGUUUUCGGUGCAAGAGAACGUAAAACUUGCUUGCCUGAUAUCUGUGAUUUGACAAUGAUACGGUUGACUGUUGCCGUUUCCUGUAUUUCUUGAGUUUUAAAACAGUUGUGCAAAAUGCGUUUCAAGGGAAAGGUGACGAUGUCUCGAAGAGAAUUUUGAUUUUUGUUUGUGAUUUUUAGAAUAGGAGAGUAGAUGAAAAUGAAACCUUAUUGACUAUUGAUAGGGCGCCAUUAUUUCCUGUAGGUGUUCUUAAACAAAUUAAUAAAAAAAAAAUGGGCAACAGAGA